Solenopsis invicta (red fire ant) is the source of this 2064-nucleotide messenger RNA. Its product is annotated as putative nuclease HARBI1. Bases 618 to 1721 code for a protein of 367 amino acids. The record is from RefSeq and is a predicted model, not a curated record. The transcript is spliced from 3 exons. NCBI's taxonomy places the organism in Eukaryota, Metazoa, Arthropoda, Insecta, Hymenoptera, Formicidae.
AAUCCGUCAUCUUUCGAGUAGAUACAUAAAAACCAUAAUUAAGCGCUAGAAGAUUUUUGUUUGUAAAAUAACGUUAUCGUACACUUUGUACGUCAACAGUUAAGUUUAUAGUACAAUCUCACCAAACAUUGAAUAUAACAUAGAUGUAACAAAAAAAUUUAUGAAAAUCAGCUUUUUUCGGCCGAUUACAUGACCUUUCUCUUUUAAGGUCCGUUUACAAUAGGAUUGGUCGUAGGGAAUAAAGUAGUAAGACGUAAGCAGUAGCGUAAUUUAUACGAACACGUGUGUUCACAAUGCGACGUUGUAACGAUAUAAGGCCGGCCAAUGAAAACAAAUUGUUUGAAAUCACAUGCAAAACAGUGAUGUAUUUUGAGUUGUUUAUUUUUGUGGUUAGUAUAAUUAUGGAUUGGAGAAAAAUUGGAUUGUUUCUUUUAUUUUGCCUAUCUUGGCAAAAUUUAUAGUUAUUACAAUAGCAAGCUAUAAGAAGAAGAAGAACGAAGCAACGGCGUCGGUUGAUUCGGCCUGUAAACAGAUUACGAAAUGCUCAAGGAUUUUAUCAUAAUCUUGUUCAAGAAUUGAUUCAGAGUGACCACGAGGAAUUCUUUGAAUUAUACAGAAUGUGGCGUGAACAGUUCAAUUUAUUAGUAAAUUUGCUUCAUCUUCAUAUUAAGAAGAACAGCAUUCGGAGACCUCUUUCUUCAGAACUGCGCUUAGCUGUCACUUUGUUAUAUUUAUCUCAUGGUGAUAGCGCUAAAUUAAAACAUGCAGAAUUUAGAAUAGGCAAGUCAACUGUUCACAAAAUAGUAAAUGAGACUUGUCAGGCGAUUUGGAUAGCGCUACAACCAAUUGUUUUGAAACCUCCUAGUAAAGAAGAUUGGAAAUCUUUCAGCGAAGAAUUUAUAAGAAAGUGGCAAUUUCCAAAUUGUCUGGGAGUAAUAGAUGGACGUCAUAUGAGAAUUCAGGCACCACUCAAUUCUGGAUCGACAUUCUUCAACUAUAAACAAUUUUUCAUCAUGAUGCUGCUUGCCAUCUGCGAUGCAUCAUAUAAGUUUACUUGGGUUGACAUCGGGCAAUAUGGUUUUAUAAGUGAUGGUAGAGUGUGGGCUAACACUGACUUUGCAAAUGAUAUCGCUGCAGGCAAUUUACCCUUGCCAGAUCCCACACCACUUCCAGAAACAAAUAUUCCUUUUUCCUUUGUGUUUAUUGGUGAUAAAGCUUUCCCACUUUCAACAUAUAUGAUGCGGUCCUAUCCUCGUAAAAAUCUGACUGAUGACAUGAGGAUUUUUAAUUAUCGCUUAUCACGUGCACAGCGUACGAUAAAGAAUGCCUUUGGAAUUUUGACUGCACGAUGGCGUAUCUUAUACAAACCUCUUUGUAUGUCGACAACCAACAGUGAAAAUGUGAAGGCUCUCGUCGGUCUACAUAAUUUUAUUAUGUAUGGAGAAGAACAAGAAAAUAUGAACAAUCGUCAAUAUUGUACAACAGAUUUAAUUGAUACCGAGAAGCGUGAUGGUAGUAUUAGAGAAAGACAGUGGAGACGGCACUUUCCCCCACAUUUUGCUGAACUCGGUCAAUUAGAUGUUAACCGUGCAGAUUCUAUAACGAAAGAAAUGAGAAAUAUCCUUAAAGGAUACUUUGUUUUUCCAGUUGGUGAAGCUCCAGCUCCAUGGCAAUACGAAAACACGUUCAGAGGAGCUAUUAUUAAUCCUCUUGUGAUAUAAUUUCUUAUACAUAUGAUAUACAGAAAAAAUUUAUUAUUUCUGAAUUUAUUUUGAUUUUAUAACUUGAAGUAACUUUAUUAUAUAUUCAAAACAGUUUUUCUUUGUUCUCAGAAUUAGAUUUUGCUGAAUAUCUAAAAAUUAGCUGGAUACAGAACUGAAAAUAAUUUUAUUGGAUCUUCGAAAUAGUUAUGAUAAAUUUUAAGCAAUAAAUAAUGGGCAAUGCUACAAAACGUUUUAAUACUCUAGCAGCUUUAAUGUUCCUACGUAAUUGUUUUGAUGGUCCAACAAAAUUAUUUUCAGAUUUGUAUCUACCUAAACUUGUAUCUUAGCAAAAUUGUUUUAU